This is a messenger RNA of Sorex fumeus (smoky shrew), 825 nucleotides long. It is a transcript of the gene MRPS10, whose product is annotated as mitochondrial ribosomal protein S10. Bases 9 to 611 code for a protein of 200 amino acids. The record is from RefSeq and is a predicted model, not a curated record. The transcript has 7 exons. Gene Ontology annotation, cellular component: mitochondrial small ribosomal subunit; mitochondrion. NCBI's taxonomy places the organism in Eukaryota, Metazoa, Chordata, Mammalia, Eulipotyphla, Soricidae.
AAGGGAAGAUGGCGGCGCGGACGGCGCUGGGCGCGGCGUGCCGGCGCCUCUGGCAGGGCUCCAGAGAUUUUUCCCUGCAUAGUCCUAGAAGCAGGACGGCCCUGAGUGGCAGCUUUCCCCUCGCCGGCGUGGGGCGGGUGCAGUGGUCACGCCUACACAUUGAUGCUCCCAAGGACCCGACGAAGCCCGUGAUAACGGUCUCUGACGAACCAGACACAUUGUACAAACGUCUGUCAGUCUUAGUGAAAGGCCAUGAUAAGGCUGUGUUAGACAGUUACGAGUAUUUUGCAGUGCUUGCAGCAAAAGAGCUCGGGCUCUCUAUUAAAGUGCAUGAACCGCCAAGGAAAAUAGAGAGACUCACGCUUCUCAAAUCAGUGCAUAUUUUCAAGAAGCACAGGGUUCAGUAUGAGAUGAGAACUCUUUACAGAUGUUUAGAGUUAGAACGCCUAACUGGAAGCACAGCCGACGUCUACCUGGAAUACAUCCAGCGAAAUCUCCCUGAAGGCAUUGCAAUGGAAGUAACAAAGACCAAGCUAGAACGGUUACCAGAACACAUUAAGGAGCCAAUCUGGGAGACGAUGCCCAAGGAAAAAGAAGAAAACAAGUCCUAAAGUGUCGGAGCACGACGCAUGGCAUGCUGGCCCAGGCGGUUCUGAGGUUUCCUGAUCCAGGGAAACAGGAAAUGGGACUUUCAGGAUUCCCGGGCUGUUGAGAAACACUACCCGUUCUUUCAUAGCCAUUGUCAAUCUUGUUUCCAACGUUAGCCAAUGUGAGCAAACCGUUUGACUUUGUACCAAAAGAUUAAAAAAUUAUAUCUUGUCAUUC